UAUACAUAACCUGGUUAAUAGAAAUGUCAUUUUGACAAUUUCAUUUGAAUAUAUUUUCAACAUGUUGAGGAAAAUUGUUUGUCUAAUUUAAAAAAUAGGAAUAAAAUCGACGAAAUGGAACCAAUAAUGAUUAUACAUGGAGGAGCUGAAGACGUUCCCGAAGAAAUGAUUCCUUGUAAAACGCGAGGGGUUAGAAAAGCUUGUAAUAUAGGUUACCGCAUUCUUACUCAGUGCGGUGGCAGUGCAUUAGAUGCAGUAGAAGCUGCUAUUUGUUAUAUGGAAGAAGACGAGGUAUUUAACGCAGGUCGAGGAUCGGCCUUAAAUGAAGAGGGAGAUAUUGAAAUGGAUGCAUCUAUUAUGUCCGGAGAUGAUUUGUCGACAGGAGGUGUAACUAUAGUUAAAGAAAUGUUACAUCCUAUAAGUCUUGCUCGAAUGGUUAUGGAAAAAACUCCGCAUGUUUUAUUGGCUGGAGAAGGAGCGAAUCGAUUUGCGAAUGAUUGCGGUAUGCCUAGAGUUCCGAAUUGUCAAUUAAUCACAGAGUGGGCUAAAAUCGAAUUGGAAAUGGUCAAAAAAUCUGAACGUUUACCUCGAUGCGAUACAGUUGGAGCCGUAGCUAUGGAUCGAUGUGGUCACAUAGCUACAGGUGCGUCUUCAGGGGGACUUACGGGAAGAAUGGUCGGUAGGAGUAGCGAUAGCAGUAAAUGUGGAGCGGCUAUUUACGCUGACGAUAGAUUAGGCGGAGUAUCUGUAGCUGGUCAUGGGGAAUCUAUAGUUAAACUUUGUUUAGCUUAUAAUAUAGUGAAUCAAUUACAGUGUGGAAAAUCACCUCAGCAAGCGGUUCAAAAUAGCGUUAAUGAAAUCGAGGAUCGAUUUUGUAAACGUGCCGGUGCCGUAGUUUUAUCUAAAUGUGGCAACGUUGGUGUAUUUUUCACCAGUCAUAGAAUGCCGUGGGCAUAUACCAAAGGAAAAAAGAUGUAUUAUGGAGCCAAACCUGGAGAGCUUAACGUGUCCGAUUGUUCAUGUAGUUAGUGCUGUAAUAUAAUCCAGUUUCGUCUA
This is a messenger RNA of Diorhabda carinulata, 1056 nucleotides long. RefSeq names its product isoaspartyl peptidase/L-asparaginase-like. The transcript is spliced from 6 exons. Bases 115 to 1029 code for a protein of 304 amino acids. Gene Ontology annotation, molecular function: asparaginase activity. NCBI's taxonomy places the organism in Eukaryota, Metazoa, Arthropoda, Insecta, Coleoptera, Chrysomelidae. The record is from RefSeq and is a predicted model, not a curated record.